UACAGCCAGGAAAGCUGGCAGGUAGGAAGGCUGGGGAGGGCACCAGGGGGCCAUGGACCCCACAAUAGGGCCUGUGCGCUAUCAGAAGCUACUAAUGUGGGAGACAAGCCUGGAGAUGGAGGAGGAGGAGGAGGAAGAGGAGACAUCAGAGCCACUGGUUCCCAACCCCUGGAGGCUGCAGGACUCUUCUGGAAACAAGUCCUGUGGACUGCCCGGGGCCUGGCCCCGACUAGCAGCUGCCCUGCUGCUGCUGGCCAUUGGCGGCUCCCUGGCUGUGUGGCAACUCCAAACUAAGGGCGGCUGGACAGGAAACUUGGGCUCUGUGGCCCCUCCCCCCAACAGACACUCCCACAGCCCUGGCAUAUACCACCAUGGCGCCAUCAUCAGCCCUGCAGCCACAUGCUCUGACCUGGGACGAGAGCUGCUUGUUGCUGGGGGCAAUGUCGUGGACGCUGGCGUUGGAGCCGCUCUGUGCCUGGCAGUGGUGCAUCCUCAUGCCACAGGGCUAGGUGCCACAUUCUGGGGCCUCUUCUACAACAGCUCCUCAGGCAACUCGACUGCCCUGACGUCAGGCCCAGCGCAGACCCUGGCCUCCAGCCUUGCCCUACCUACAGCUCUACCCACCCUGCACUUGAUACAUGCACACUUUGGCCGCCUGCCCUGGCCACGGCUGCUGGUGGGCCCCACUGCAUUGGCUCAAGAGGGCUUCCUAGUGGACACACCCCUAGCAAAGGCUCUGGCAGCUCAGGGCACAGAAGGCCUCUGCCCACUGUUUUGCCAUGCUGAUGGGUCACCCCUGGGCCACGGGGCCCGAGCCACCAACCCAAAACUGGCAGCUGUGCUACACAAGGCAGCACUCGCCUCCACCUCAGACCUUCCUGGGGAUGCCCUGCUGAGUCUGCUGGUCAGAGAUCUGGGAGUGGAGGCACCCUCCGCUAGGCCCAGCCCUACCUUGAAGCCAGCAAUGCAGCUACAUGUGCCCCAGGGCAUCCUGUUCACCACCCCUAGCCCCUCGGCUGGCCCAGAACUGCUGGCACAGCUGGAGACAACCUUAGUCUCUGGGGCACCUAGCCCUGAUCCCUGCCCACCAUUCCUGCAAACUGCCACAGCCCCUGCCAGCAGCAUCCUGGCCACCGUGGACAACAGCGGCUCCAUGCUCCUUCUCACCUCCUCACUCAACAGCUCCUUUGGCUCUGGACACCUGUCCCCAAGCACUGGGGUUCUGCUUAGCAACUGGGUGGCUGGGUCUGCAACUAGCACGUGGGCCUGCCCGCUCAUCUUCCAUGCUGGCCCAGAUGACACCGAGGCUGAAAUGUUGGGGUGGGUGGCUUCAGGGACCCCUGAUGUGGCCAGAGCCAUAACUUGCGCCUUAGUCAGCCAUCUGGCUGGGCCCCAGAGCCAAGCCCAGCAAGAACCAACAGAGAGUCCUAGAGCUUGCGGCCAAGGAAUCUUGCUCCGGGUGUCAGCCCAUGCAGAGCAUGCCCAUGUCUCCAGUGUCCCCAGUGGCUGCAGCCCCUUUCAGGGGUUCUAAUGGGGGAGGGAGCAGAGCAGCCCCAGCAGCAAUUGUGUGCAUGAAGAGAGUGCAUCUGUUAUGUGCUCACUGCUGACUUGGGACCCAACUCUGAACCUGGUCAGUUACCUGGACUUGAGUUGUGGCAUCCAGGAUCAGCUCAAUCAUUCUUCAAAACACUCCCACUGGAUGGAAUUUCUGGUUUUUUAACCACAUAAGGAAACUGAAGAUAAUGAGCAAAGAGCAAGAGGGCCUGUGGCCAGCCCUAAAUUCAUAUCCAGCUCUGGGAAGGACAAAGAGAAGAAUGUUUAGCCCCUGCCUAGGCUCUGGGCCCCAUGGGGCAGGGCAGACAGAGCCUGGGGCCUCCAUCCUCCCCUCAGGCCACUCCCUGCUCAUCUCCCACAACUGGACUAGACAUAAAAUAAAGAUCAAGUCUCCUGGAGGCCAGGUGCCAUUCCUGCUUCUUGGUUAACUUCCCACCAGCCUUUGACGCACCUGGUGCAGAGCUUCCUUGAUGGGCAGCACAAGUGACCAACACCCACAGAGGGGAUUGGGCUAGUGUCUUUCAGCUUCUCCUGCUCGGCUCACCUUCUGCCUUCUGGGGCACUGUAUGUGCAAGGUAAAUCUCUUAAUUUCACUUUUUAAAACAGACAGCAGAGCAGAAAAGGGGGUGAGAGGACAAGUAGGAGGUGCCCAUGGGACUUGGGUAUAAAAGGGGCUGGAGCUGGGUGUAUGGAAUGUAAAGGCCAAGGUUGGUCCUCUCCUCCCUGCUAUGGCUGGGGUUUCUCUGGACCACAAUCCUCUAGAAACAGCUUCUCAACCAAGAAGCAGGGGUAGCUAGUAGCCCUUCCCUGCCCCCACCAUUGUAUUA
Messenger RNA from Nycticebus coucang (slow loris), 2381 nucleotides. RefSeq names its product gamma-glutamyltransferase 6 (gene GGT6). The record is from RefSeq and is a predicted model, not a curated record. The transcript has 4 exons. NCBI's taxonomy places the organism in Eukaryota, Metazoa, Chordata, Mammalia, Primates, Lorisidae. The coding region runs from base 53 to 1531 and encodes 492 amino acids. Gene Ontology annotation, cellular component: extracellular exosome.